GUAAUAAUUUUGAUCAACGUCAAUGGGAUUCCACAAAAACAUAUGAAAAGUAUAAUGUACAUGAAUCAUAUAGAGAUAAGUCUACACCACAAAAAAAACGUAAAAACCAAGCAUUAAAUGAAAAAAAUGAAGAUUCAUCUUCAUUUUCUACAUCAACUCUAACUAUGGUUCCUACGGCCCAAGAACAAGACAAUUUUAUUGAAUGGGAAAACAAAAAACUUGAAUUGCAGCAAAAAAGCUUGGAAGUUCUUAGAGAAGAAAUUUUAUUAUGUGAAAAGCUUAAUAGUUUAAAGGAAUUAUAA
Dentiscutata erythropus is the source of this 302-nucleotide messenger RNA. Lineage: Eukaryota; Fungi; Glomeromycota; Glomeromycetes; Diversisporales; Gigasporaceae. The record is from the annotation of a GenBank genome assembly.